UAAAGACGUUUUCGUUAGUUUCUCUCGAACUUUUCAAAACAAGAGCAUUAUUUACGUAUGUUUUGAUUAUAUUUGAUUUUCUUGUGAAGUGAAAACCAAAAUUACUGGUGAAUGGCUGGGAGGAUUCUUAGCAGCAAGGGCAGGGUGAUUGCCUAUUUGCCUAAUUUCCGUGUUGCUGUCAAACAUUUCCGAGCAUUCUCCUCAUACAAUGAGCAGAAAUUGUCAGAGUACUAUAGAGUACGAAGAACAGGGAGGAAAACAGUAUGGCCAGAUAAAAAUCUUGGACCGCUUGGUCCGAGAGAUAGUAGAUUUCCAUUACCAGGAUCAAUAGGACUUUCUUCAGGUUUAAAUACAGCAACUUUAGAAGAGAUUGAGCUACCAAUACCACAGGCUGUACUGGUACCAUCAACAAUAGCUGAUCAUCAUCAAGAUAUAUCCCAACAGUUGUUAGCACAUGCUGAUGUUAUAAAUGAUGAUGGUUUUCUACCUGAGACUGUCGUACCUACUCCAGCAGACCUGUUAGAAUGUGUAGCACAAGUUUGUCCUAAAACUCUUUGUAAAGAUUUUCAAGAAUUAUUUCCAGACAGGGAUAUACUAAAUGACCCAUUAACUGUUAUAACUUUAAGUCAAAAAACAGAAAAUGAUAUGAGUGGUUGGUCACCAGAUGUAGAGGAAGAAAGAGAAGCUUUAUUAGAAACUUUUAUGGAAGGAGCGUGUGAAAUAUGUACGUUUUUACAACAGGCAGGUUAUUGGGCUGAUUUUAUAGAUCCUUCUUCUGGUAAACCAUAUAUGGGACCUCAUACAAAUGCUAGCUUUUUUGAAACAGAUGAAAGAUAUCGUCAGUUUGGAUUUGAAAUUGAUGAUCUAGGAUGCUGUAAAGUUAUUCGUCAUCAUGUGUGGGGAACACAUUCUUAUAUUGGUUGUCUAUUUACGAAUGCCCCGCUUAGCCACCCUGUGAUACAGACUAUGAAAAAAAACAAUUAUGUACCUAUAGAAACAGGUGAAGCCAAAAAGUAAAUAAAAAUUGUGUUAAAAAUACCAGUGUAAAUUCUAAAUUUUAUAUAUUUCAAAAUAUGGCUCAAGGAGAAUGUAAUAUUGCACUUAGCUGGAGUUGUUAAACAUAAGGGAAUUUUUUGUUUAGUUUGUAAUUGUUCAUGCAUGGUUCCUGAAUAUUCAUCAAUGAAUUUCAUGACAGAAACUACACAAUUUCAAACACAAACUACUUCUUAGUGUCAUUAUUUUUAAGCUUUGUAUUAUGAAGAAUGAUACUCUGGUGUUAAAUAACCACCAUAUUGUGUUUUUCAUUCAGAAUUUACUUACUUAGAACCAUAAACUGUUAAAGAUAUGUCAAAUUUAGAAAUUCAUGGCUAUUGAUUGAUGUUUCAAAAAAAAAGUUCAAUCCUUGAACAGUAAUUUUUUCGAAUUCCAAGGACCAUGGAAACUAUGUUAUAUAACACUUGAAUCAUUGUAGUCCAAGCCAUUUAAAUUGUGAAAUUUAUAAUGCAUUGCUUAAAAACAGUGAAAUAUUUACAUCAAAUCAAGUAGUCCAAUCAUAUUCAUAGUUUUAUACAGUUGUAUUGUGGAAGUUUGCUGAUUGGACUGAACAUUUAAAGUGUAACACCCUGUCAGUUAUGGAUUAGUUACUUUUAGUAACAAGGUUUAAGGGAAUUUAGCGAAGUAUAUCAAAUAUUGGUGCAAGUCUCAAUAGUUAUUUCAUGGCAAGUUGUUUGAAUUUUGAAGUGUUUUAUAAGAGAACUGGUUUAAGGAGACGAAUGUAAUAUCUACCGGUAUAGAAGUAAUAUAUGAAAUUGUUGAUUGUUGUUUAUAUAUAUAUGAAUAUAUUAGUUAUUAAUAUAUUUUAAUUAAACAGACCAUCUGUUUUAUCUUUAAAUAAUAAACUUCUGUACAUACA
This is a messenger RNA of Patella vulgata (common limpet), 1912 nucleotides long. RefSeq names its product cobalamin trafficking protein CblD. The coding region runs from base 112 to 1017 and encodes 301 amino acids. Gene Ontology annotation, cellular component: mitochondrion. The record is from RefSeq and is a predicted model, not a curated record. The transcript is spliced from 8 exons. Gene Ontology annotation, biological process: cobalamin metabolic process. Lineage: Eukaryota; Metazoa; Mollusca; Gastropoda; Patellidae.